AUGGCGUCAGGCGUUACUCCCAUAGCUGAUGGGGAGUUCACCGCGGCUAUUUACGGGCUGAUCCGGGACGGGAGGUUCGCGGAAGCGGUGGGGAUCCUAAGCAGCGAGCUGCAGAGGAGUUGCCGUUCCCGGGCAGGCCUGUCCUUGCUCGGCUAUUGCUACUAUCAGCUGCAGGACUUCGCGGCGGCGGCCGAGUGCUACGAGCAGCUGGGGACGCUGCACCCGGAGCUCCACGAGUACCGGCUGUACCAUGCGCAGGCGCUCUACAAGGCCGGGCUCUACUCCGACGCCCUCCGCGCCACCAUCCCGCUGCUCGACGUCCCGACCUUCCAGAGCCGAGCGUUGCGGCUCCAGGCAGCCAUCCAGUAUGCCCAGAGCGACCUCUCCAGUGCCAAGGCCUUGGUGGAGCUACAGUUGGCAGCCGCCACGGAAGGGAGCUCUGGGGUGGCUGAAGACCCCUCGGAGCUGCCAGAUGCUGAGGUGAAUAUGGGUUGCCUGCUCUACCGUGAAGGACAACAUGAGGAGGCUUGUACUAAGUUUGCUUCUGCCAUGCAGGUGCUGGGCUACUGCCCCGAGCUGUCCUACAACAUGGCGCUAUGCUGUUAUGCUGCCAAGCAGUAUGCCCCUGCCCUCAAGCACAUUGCAGAUAUCAUUGAGCGGGGCAUGCAGCAGCACCCCGAGCUGAGCGUGGGCACCAACACAGAGGGCCUGGAUGUCCGCAGUGUUGGCAACACUUUGCUCCUGCACCGCACAGCUUUGGUGGAGGCCUUUAAUCUCAAGGCUGCCAUUGAGUAUCAGCUCUGCAACAUGCAGGCAUGUCAAGAGGCACUCACCGAUAUGCCACCCCGGGCUGAGGAGGAGCUGGACCCAGUCACCUUGCACAACCAGGCCCUGAUGAACAUGGAUCGGCGACCCACUGAAGGCUUUGAGAAGCUGCAGUUCCUCCUGCAGCAGAACCCCUGCCCACCAGAGACAUUUGGGAACCUGCUGCUUCUCUACUGCAAGUACCAAUACUAUGACCUGGCUGCAGAUGUGCUGGCUGAGAAUGCCCACUUGACCUAUAAGCUUCUGACGCCAUAUUUGUACAACUUCUUAGAUGCCAUGAUCACCUGCCAAACAGCCCCUGAUGAAGCAUUCCAUAAGCUUGAUGAGUUGGCGGGAGCCCUAACUGAGCAACUGAGAAAGCUGACCAAAGAGGUGCAGGAAUCUAGGAAAAAUCGAGAUGAUGAAGCUUUAAGGAAAGCAGUUAAUGAGUAUGAUGAGACACUCGAGAAAUAUGUCCCUGUCUUCAUGGCUCAGGCAAAGAUUUAUUGGGACAUGGAGAACUACCCCAUGCUGGAAAAGAUGUUCCACAAGUCAGUGGACUUCUGCAAGGAUCAUGAAGUGUGGAAACUUAAUGUAGCUCAUGUACUAUUCAUGCAAGAGAACAAAUACAAAGAGGCUAUUGGUUUCUAUGAACCUAUUGUAAAAAAACACUAUGAUAACAUCUUGCAGGUCAGUGCCAUUGUGCUGGCCAACUUAUGUGUUUCCUAUAUCAUGACUAGCCAAAAUGAAGAAGCAGAGGAGCUGAUGAGGAAGAUUGAAAAGGAAGAAGAACAGCUUUCUUAUCACGAGCCUGAUAAAAAGAUCUAUCACCUCUGCAUUGUGAACCUGGUUAUUGGGACUCUUUAUUGUGCCAAGGGGAACUUUGAUUUUGGCAUCUCAAGGGUGAUUAAGAGUUUAGAGCCUUACAACAAAAAGCUGGGUACAGACACUUGGUAUUAUGCCAAAAGAUGUUUCUUGUCACUGUUGGAAAAUAUGUGUAAGCAUGUGAUUAUGGUGCGUGACAGUGUCAUUCAAGAGUGCAUCCAGUUUCUUGAGCACUGUGAACUGUAUGGCCGAAACAUUCCAGCAGUUAUCGAACAACCUCUUGAAGAAGAGAAGCUGCAUAGUGGGAAGAACACUGUUACUUAUGAAGCCAGGCAGCUGAGGGCACUGAUGUAUGAAGUUAUUGGGUGGAAUAAAUAAUUGUUCUAGCAUUACCAUUCAAAAUAGUGGGUCCCAGAAGACCAGGGAGUCACUCUAGCUACUCAGAGUAACACCUUUCAUGUUCACACAGGCUGUAUAUAAUAGGAUUGGUGUGCAGGUGGUCACUCCUGCUAAUUGCAUUGCAUGAGCAAGGGACAUUAUUUGCAUGAUGGAGAUUUAACACUUCCUAUAGGAAGCUCUGAAACUAAUGGACAUACUUGUUUCUGUAUUGGGACAGGCCAGUAAAACUCCCUUAUGCAAACCCUGCUGACCUGCCCCAUCCCAGAAAUGUUUCUGCUUGGUUUCGGUUCUUGCUGGAAACACUAAAUAUCGGUCACACAAGUGGCAGGUUUCACUAGCAGAACCAAGCUGGUGUGGAUGCAAUGGAAUAGGCAGGGGUGCUGCACCCUAUUGGAAAACUGCUCCAUCAUCAGUCUCCCUGUGUUCUUUGGUAGACUGUCGUCGUGUUUGAAAAGAAAUUUGACUAUUGUUGACUAUUGUAUCAAAUUAAUACAGGACUAAUAGCACACUCAGAGACAAUGUGAAGUGUAAUUAUACAUCAGUCUUUGAGACUCAAAUUAGGUAGGAAAUAUUGAGUUAUUAAUGUAUGUUAUCCAUUAGAAUUUAACGUUCUGAUACUGGUUAAUAUUUGUUCAUUCUUUUUCAUAUGAAGAAAUUCUCUACCUUAAAAAAGUGCUACAGUUUUUUUGAAAAAUAAAAAUGCAUUUCCAAGAUAAUGUUAAAAAAAACAUGCUGCUUAACUGUUAAUCUUUUACCACUUUGGAAUGAUCAAUUGAUAAACUGGCAGGGAAUGUGACCAGAUGAUAUUUUCUUACGGCAAACAGCAGCUUCAAGGAUUUCAUUGGAGAAACCAUACAUUGCUGGGCAGGAACUAGAUCUCCCAGGCCCCCAGUCCAACACUAACCAUCACACCAUCUCUCAGCUUUGAUACGUGCAUCCAUAAAUCAUUUUUUCAGAAUGUCUACUGUGUUGUUAGCUGUACAUUUCUUGAUUGGAUCACCCUUAACUUUGAAACUGUAGGAUAAAGCAUUCAAGAAGUAUAUGUUUAAGAAAGUUUUAAGAAAGUUAUGCUAGUGAACUGGCAGAAGUCACUUGGA
Messenger RNA from Varanus komodoensis (Komodo dragon), 3125 nucleotides. RefSeq names its product tetratricopeptide repeat domain 30B (gene IFT70B). The coding region runs from base 1 to 2007 and encodes 668 amino acids. The record is from RefSeq and is a predicted model, not a curated record. Gene Ontology annotation, molecular function: intraciliary transport particle B binding; protein binding. The transcript has a single exon. NCBI's taxonomy places the organism in Eukaryota, Metazoa, Chordata, Lepidosauria, Squamata, Varanidae. Gene Ontology annotation, biological process: intraciliary transport. Gene Ontology annotation, cellular component: intraciliary transport particle B; axonemal microtubule.